Dibothriocephalus latus is the source of this 519-nucleotide messenger RNA. Lineage: Eukaryota; Metazoa; Platyhelminthes; Cestoda; Diphyllobothriidea; Diphyllobothriidae. The record is from the annotation of a GenBank genome assembly.
CUGCAUAUUCCCGUUUUAUUUUUCCAGUCAACUCAUAAGUCUGGCCAACAGAUAGUCACAGAUUUUAUCAACAAGGAAGACCCACCGAAACCUGCGUCCUCAUCGAUUUCUGCUGCCAAUUUAGCGCUUCUAAAGCGUAGACAUCAGGAAUAUAAGCAUGCCGCUAUAAGCGCUCGCCAGAGUGGAGAUCUUGAGCGAGCUAAACAACUCAUGGUGGCUGUGAAGGCCUUAGACGAGACGAUUCCGCACAUUGAAGCUGGCGAGGAGCCGUUCAAUGCCGAAGAGGAUAUGCCGCCGCCACCGGAUGUAUUUGCUCCCCCAUCCUCACAGCCAUCGUCACCGCCCCAGCAGCAACAACAACAACAACAUCCACAACCAUCAAGUUCAGGUUCACCGGGUUCGGGCACGCUUGCUGCAGCUGCUGCUUCGCCUGUAGUGUCCAAGGAAUCGCUGACGGCUCGUGUCACCAUUCUUCAGGUAAGCAGUGCUUUCUUCUUCUCCGCAAACUUCCUAAUUUAA